AACAAAAACUGAAUCAGAAGGUGAAACUAUUAUGCUGAGGUUUUUGACGCGCUGCAAAAGCAUUCUUUACACUUCCAGAAAAAGCUAAGCGAGACACGGAGGACUUUCACUGCAUACAGUGCUGUUCUUAGUAAUUUAAGAAAAGAUGUGUCCUACCGGUGCCUCGGAGAUGAACGGCACAGAGACUGACUGCAUAGAGUUCCGGAUCUUGAUGGCCUAUGCGCAGCGCAGGAGGCCUGAGCUCAAAGCACAGCGCAGCCCUGAGAAGGAGAGACCCAGCCCUGCAGCUCGGGAACACAAGGCCAGUGAGACGAGCAAGACGAAGAAGAGGCGUGGCUGGAAGAAGCUGAUUCCGAAGUGUGUGCGUCCUCAGGAAGAAGAGCUCUCGGAGCAGCCACCUACAAGGGACCAAGCUAAAGAAAAGGAUGUCGAGGAAAUAGCAGAGAAACUACAGGAGAUUGUGGAUUCAAAUCAGAACCUGCCAGGGCUGUUCCGCCGGUCAGACAGCAUUGAACCCGAUGGCAUUGAUGAUGAAGAGCAAUACACUAUUCAGAGGCUGGUGGAGCUGUUAAAAGAAUCCGGAGACGAGCUGAACCAAGAGAUAAAGACCGACAAGUACCUUUCCAAAUGCUUCAAAGAGGCGUACAGUUACUCAUUCUUCAAGAAGGUGACGGACAUGUUCCUGGAGAGAGUCUGUUCCUCUGCAGCGCAGGAACCGGACAGGAUUGCUUUCACUGCCGACAUCACCGCCAAGCUCACCACCGUCGAUAAUCACCCCAUGAACCAGAGCAUGGGCUUCGGAGUCAAGUACCUGAGAGAGCACUUCAGCAUCUGGGCUGAGAGUCACGGGGGCUGGCAAAAGGCACUGAACAAUGCUGAAGAGGAGGAAGUAGAAUAGUGGCUGCUAGAACAAAAUGCUGCCAAAGUCUGUCUGGAUUUUACACGUGUCUAAUUGCUUUGAGCCAGUUCUUUAGAAGAGAACCAUUUAAAAUGCCAAAAUGAGCUGCUGUAAACCACUAAUUUCAACUUGCAUCUCUGUCCCUAACUGAAGGGCCAAUGUAUAAAAUGUAAUUGAAAGACUACCGAGUGACACAUCCAGUAAAGGCACUCUACACUUGGCUGAGCGCCACCCAAGGGGAGGGAGGGCUGGGUCGGCCACAGUGUCCUUGGCUCGCCGUGCACCAGUGACCCCUGUGGUCUGGCAGGGUGCCUGCAGGCUUGCCUUUUAAGCUGCCCAGGGCUGCAUUGUCCUCUGACGCUGUAGCUCUGGGUGGCUGCAUGGUGAGUCUGGAGUGUGUAAAGAAGUGGAAGGCUGAUGGCCCAUACUUCGGAGGACAUAGUUUGAUCGUUUUCACCCCUCCCGAGUCAGCGCAGGGGUGGUAGCGGUGGGCUGAGUCUAAAAAUAAUUGGACAUUACUAAAUUGGGGAGAAAACAAUAAAAAUAAUUAGCGACCACUAAAAAAAAAAAAAAAGUAAUGGAGACAUGGGUGGGAAGCCAGUAGAAGUGCCUGCUAGCUGAAGCACACGCUUCAUGGUUAAGGGUCUCUCUCUCUUUGUCUCUCUCAUAUGGCUGUUACAUUUGUCAUGGUAGAGACUCUCCUCUUCUGGAUAAUAUAUAAGCUGCGUCUCCCUGUUGCAAGCCUGUUUUACAUUCUGUUGGACAAGACACAUAAGAUGUAAUAAAGUUUGAUGAAGGGUUUAUUCCUGGUGCUCAGGUGGCAGGUGCGUCAGUGUCCCAGAGGAACAGUCUUGACCGGUUACUCUGAAGGAGAGAUUGCCCUAAAUGCAGCUUCCCAGAAGGGAUUCAAGGCGUUCCAGAACUAUUUAAACACCUUGCAGACAGGAUGCUCGUAGGGCCCCCCACUCUGCACCUACAUGUGCUUCUGCUACUGCUAUUGUCUCCGUAGCUUCCUAGUUAUCGCAUUGUAUCAGUUGCCUACAAAGUAUCAGCCAAUCACAGUUAUAGAUAUUAUCCAAUGUGUAGAACAGGACAGCACAAAUACAUGUUUUGUUUAAUAGCAAAUCCUAUUUUUUUUGUGAUAUUUUAUAAUGGUUUGUAUAAAGGUGUUCUCUUUGGGGAAUAUCGACCCUAAUAUUGAUGUUUGUAUCAGAUGGAAAUGACAUCAUGUGGCGAUUUGCUAUACUAUUUGUGUGUGUGUGUGUGUGUGUGUGUGUGU
Molecule: messenger RNA, 2177 nt
Organism: Polyodon spathula (Mississippi paddlefish)
Lineage: Eukaryota; Metazoa; Chordata; Actinopteri; Acipenseriformes; Polyodontidae
Product: apoptosis facilitator Bcl-2-like protein 14
Exons: 6
Coding region: 146-898 (250 amino acids)
Biological process (GO): regulation of apoptotic process
Source: RefSeq, a predicted model, not a curated record